Molecule: messenger RNA, 1740 nt
Organism: Gastrolobium bilobum
Lineage: Eukaryota; Viridiplantae; Streptophyta; Magnoliopsida; Fabales; Fabaceae
Exons: 5
Source: RefSeq, a predicted model, not a curated record
AUGGAAGGAAACAACAACGCUGAUGGUGGCAUAGGCCACAAUGCAAUUAAUCCACCCCAAGAUUCUCAAUAUUCUGGUGCUGACGCGGAAGACCCUCAUGAGUUCAUAGAUCGAUUUUUGAUGAUCUGUGACACUACAAAGCACAAUGGUGUGCCAGCUGAUGCUAUCAGGCUCCGACUGUUUCCUUUUGCUGUUAAGGGAAGUGCUCUCAAAUGGAUAGAAAGGCAACCAGCAAAUACUGGAGGUUCUAUUCGGCAGAGUACCUCAGAGCAAGCUCUCGAUCUGAUAAAGAAGUUGGCAAGAGAUGAAAAUGAGAGUGUUCCAACCUCAGUAAAAAGAGGAGUGAUAAAGCAAGAAAACAAUGACACUUUGCUCGCUGAACUGUUAUCCAAAAAGAUUGAUAGUAAGUUUGACAGUUUGGCGCAACAAUUUCAUAAAUUCCAAGUGUCUCAUGUUCAAUCAACUUCUCAGGAAGCUCACGAAUCCAACGAAUGCUCUAAUUCGUUAUCAGAUGAUUCACCUCAACAAGUACAGGUUUCAGAAAGAAUUCCAGGUACUUUUCCUAGUAAUACAGUUAUCAAUCCAAAGGAAGACUGCGUGGCUAUUACCACUAGAAGUGGCAAAGUUGUAGCACCGCUUGCAAAUCCAACUCUUGAUCGUGCGGAAGACAAGGAACAAGAGGAGAAGCAGAAAGGAGCAGUUGAACCAGAGGCUGAAGUAAUUGUGAAAGAAAAGGAGAAAGAAGCCGUCAUUGAAAAGGAAAAACCAUCUUUCUUUGAUAAGAAUUGCCCAUUGACCCAUGAAUAUAUAAUGGCUCAAGCACCUUACCCAGAAAGGUUCAAGAAAGAGGUUACUAACAAGCAUUAUGACAGGUUCUUAGACAUCUUCAAGAAGCUGCACAUCAAUAUUCCUUUUGCAGAAGCCUUAGCAAAUAUGCCUGGAUAUGCAAAAUUCAUGAAGGAUCUGUUGAAGAAGAAUAAACUGCAAGAAUGCCAAACCGUUGAACUUACUGCAAAAAAUAGUGCAUUCAUUCAGCAGAAGAUUCCAGCUAAGCUUCGUGAUCCAGGUAGUUUUAAUAUUCCCAUUACUAUUGAUGAUAUUGCCAUUGGCAGAGCUAUUUGUGAUCUUGGGGCUAAUAUCAACUUGAUGCCUCUUUCUAUUUAUAAGUCACUGGGAAUUGAAGAAUUGAAACCCACAGAAGUUUCUCUUCAACUUGCUGAUAGAUCUGUGAGGAAACCUAACGGGAUCAUUGAAGAUGUUCUUGUCAAAGGAAUGAUUAAAUUAAGGAUGCAUGAUGAGGAACUCAAUUACAAUGUUUUUGAGGCAAUGAAAAGACCAGCUGAGAAUGAUGAUUGUUUUCAAGUUGAAGUGUUUCAAGAGCAACAUAAGAAGAUGCGUCCACAAGAGAUUGAUUAUGAGUUGAGAGCCCGUGAUCAUGUUCCCUUUGAAGGCAAAGAAGUUGCUGUGGAAGAGCUUAAAGAAAAAGCUGAUGAUAUAGAAGAUAAGCCACCCAAGGUUGAGUUGAAAACUCUGCCUGAUACUUUGAAAUAUGUAUUCUUGGGGAAUGAAGAGACUUAUCAUGUAAUUGUCAAUACGACACUAUCUCCUGGUCAAGAAAAGGAGCUUGUUGAAGUUCUAAAAGCUCAUAAGACUGCCAUAGGGUGGUCUAUUUCUGAUUUAAAGGGUAUUAAUCCCUCUAUUUGCACACACAAAAUUCUUAUGGCAGAAAACAUCAAACCU